Molecule: messenger RNA, 828 nt
Organism: Nicotiana tabacum (common tobacco)
Lineage: Eukaryota; Viridiplantae; Streptophyta; Magnoliopsida; Solanales; Solanaceae
Source: RefSeq, a predicted model, not a curated record
AUGGCGUUUUUGCACCCAGACAUUACUGGCGAGACAGAGGAUCCCCAUAUUGAGCGGUACACGAGGUUGGCGUUGCUCCUGCUUUUCGGGGGUGUCUUGUUCCCGAACACUUCAGGAAGUCUAGUGAGUAUGCGCUUUCUCCAUCAUCUGCAGCAGCUAGAUGAUUUACUCUUGUACAGCUGGGGUGCUGCUGUUUUCGCAUACCUGUACAGGAGCAUCUUCCGGGCAAGCAUGCUUUGCCAGGUGGACAUAUGUGGUUUUUUGCCCCUUCUACAGGUUUGGGCGGCAGCGGAUCAUGUCGUUGCAGCCACCUCUACCACCACUUGCGCCGGGGAUGUGUUAGAUAUGCUGGUGGCUGGACAGUUCAUCUGGACGCCAUACAUCGAUGAGUUGCUAGCUCAGCUGCCCGAUUAUUGCUCAGUCGACCGACUACUUUGGAGCACCUCCGUCCCGAUGUUCUUCUUCAAUAUGGUUGAGUAUCAUGCUACAAAGCGUGUGUUUCGCCAGUUUCACCGUCCCCAGCCUAUACCGGGGGAGCCUGCAUGGGUCCCUACACACUAUCAGCGGGAUGACCGUGUUAGGGUGGAUGAUAUAUUUAUGGGAUGGCUAGAGAAACAGGUCCAUAUUUGGGAGCAGCGAGGUGACCGUAUUCCGCCACCACCUUCAUUUACCCAGGAGGCUACUAUUCAUCUGUAUACGUCAUGGUACCGCCAUCACACCCGACAUCGAGAACCCCAUUCAUGUACUUGGCGAGCGCUACAGACCAUACACCGGGAGGCACGAGUCACUGGUAUGUUUUUGUGGCUUAUUAAUAUCUUAUAUUUGUGA